UUAUCAAAGAUGAGAAUUAGAUUGAAGAGUCCUCAUGGUAAUGCCAUCGUGUCAUUAUCCGAAACAAACGAGAGGGUGGAGACGGUUUUCAAAGAUGUGAUUGCUCCAAACAAUGCUGAAUUAUUCAAAGACCAGACGGUGGUGGCAAUAAAGUCGGGAUUCCCGCCCAAACCAAUCGAUCUACAGGCAAAGUUGGGAGAUGUGAUCCAAAAUGGUGAUCAAUUGAUAUUGGAGCUAGCCGGCCAAACUGCAGCAGAUCCAACAACCCCCCAAUCAAAACAGAAGAAGGUGGCUACUGAAACCGAACAACUGGUGAAUAAACUGGAGAUUCCUUCAAUUUCCAUCCCGGAUAUAGACCAAUACCUAAUUCUUCGUAAUAUCCCGGACGACAACUCAUGCAUGUUCAAUGCCAUUGCUUAUGCUUUGGGCAAACCAUUUGAUUAUUCCCAAGAUUUAAGACUCGUGGUGUCAAAUGAAAUAUCCCAGGAUCCAAUCACUUAUAACGAGAUAAUUCUAGGCCGAUCCAAUGAUAAUUAUUGUAGUUGGAUCAGUAAAAAAGAUUCCUGGGGUGGCGCCAUCGAAUUAGGCAUUCUACUGAAAACACUCAACCUACGUAUCAAUUGCAUCGAUAUCGAACUGGGUAACUUUAUUAAAUUUGAAGACGAGUCUAGUAACCCUACUAACUUCAUCAAUUUGAUUUAUUCCGGCGUCCAUUACGACUUGCUAGUGACAAACCCAACACUAAGUGUCGACCACAAGGAUAAAUCAAGCGAUCUAGGCAAAUGGUCAAUUGAUUUCGAGCCGGUGAUUAACCAGUACUCAAACAAACUACUGAAACUAUUACAACUGCGUAAUUACACUACAAACACCACCACCUUCAGAGUCAGGUGCUUGCAAUGCUACCAGGUUCUUGUGGGCGAAACCGGCGCAUCCAAGCACGCCAACGACACCGGACACUACAACUUCGGCGAAGUUGAUAAGUAGAUGAACAAGAUGAACAAGUAGAUAGUUUGCAACUUUUGUAGCCGCAAAAAACACCCAAUGCCACAACGUGGAAAAAACACUCACAAACGAAAACCCGAAAAAAAAGUC
This is a messenger RNA of Hyphopichia burtonii NRRL Y-1933, 1092 nucleotides long. Its product is annotated as ubiquitin-specific protease. The transcript has a single exon. Gene Ontology annotation, molecular function: cysteine-type deubiquitinase activity. Gene Ontology annotation, biological process: endoplasmic reticulum unfolded protein response; protein deubiquitination. The record is from RefSeq and is a predicted model, not a curated record. Gene Ontology annotation, cellular component: nucleus; cytosol. Bases 10 to 984 code for a protein of 324 amino acids. Lineage: Eukaryota; Fungi; Ascomycota; Pichiomycetes; Serinales; Debaryomycetaceae.